CGAGAGGUUGGCAACGAAAGGCUUUUCUCUCCGUAACCCAAAAAAGAUUCGGUUGUCACAUAAUUUGCAGAGAUUCUCCACUCUCUAUCCUUCUAUAAAUUACAGAGCCAUCGGAUCACAAAACAGAACAACAACAACAACAACAAACAAGAACUCAAACACUAAAACAAACCUUCAAUCUUUUUUCAAAAAGUCAAUCAUGUCAAGCAACUGCGGAAGCUGCGACUGUGCUGACAAGACCCAGUGCGUGAAGAAGGGAACCAGCUACACCUUCGACAUCGUCAAGACUCAGGAGAGCUACAAGGAAGCCAUGAUCAUGGACGUUGGUGCAGAGGAGAACGACGCGAAUUGCAAGUGCAAGUGUGGCUCAACCUGCAGCUGCGUCAACUGCACUUGCUGCCCCAACUAAAAAUGCUUCUUUAAUCAAAAUGUAAUAUGAAUAAAAGUUGAUGUGAGUUCAUCUAUUGAGCUCAUAUCUCUCUUAUGACUCUCUAGUAUGGUGUGAUGUAAUGGGUUAUGACCCUUUCUUUAUCCUCCAAUCCAAUCCAUCAUAUUUCUAUUAGUAACA
Messenger RNA from Arabidopsis lyrata subsp. lyrata, 568 nucleotides. RefSeq names its product metallothionein-like protein 3. The transcript is spliced from 3 exons. Lineage: Eukaryota; Viridiplantae; Streptophyta; Magnoliopsida; Brassicales; Brassicaceae. Gene Ontology annotation, biological process: intracellular copper ion homeostasis. Gene Ontology annotation, molecular function: zinc ion binding; copper ion binding. Bases 200 to 409 code for a protein of 69 amino acids. The record is from RefSeq and is a predicted model, not a curated record.